UGUUUGUGUGGGUGAGUGUUUUGCACACUUGGGCGAAUUGUUUGUUGUUGCUGUAGUGAGUGUCGCUGACAAGUUUCCACCAGCUUUUCCCGCAUUUCCCCCAUUUUAUUUGCCUUGCCAGCUGCCUGCACUUGGCUUCCUUUUCAUUUUGCGUUGACAUUCUUAAAAACUUGUUAAUUUUCACGUUAUUGCAAAUGCAUGUCAAGUUUGCAAAGCCACUUAAUAUAUGCUUACUAAUUUUAAAGGCCCCACAAAAUAUUUGCGGACUUUUUACUUUUAGAUUCCAUGCCUAGCAUACACUUGUUCCAUUUAGCGUAGAAUUCUAUAAAAAAAAGUUAUCUUAUUAUGUCUUCUGGGUAAUCAAAUAAUUGAUUUGUGACCCAUUGACCCAAGCAAAUACAUACAAAGACCUGACCAGCUGCAAAUGUAAAUGUGUGAGUGGAGUGGCAAGCUGGUUUAUAAUUGAAUUGUUAGGCUUCUGCUCUUAGUGUCAUUAAAAUAAAUGGUAAGGAAAUUAUUUAAGAUUUUUAAAAUGUGUUCAAUUCUGGCCUUAAAUUGUUUUUUAAUCAACAAUUGAACUAAUAGACAUCUAAUAAUAUUUUUUAUGGCUUAUUCAUCACUAGAAUACAAUGCAUUAUUUGAAAUAAAUGGUUAGCAUGGCCAGUACCAUAGGAAUCUGAAGGAAUUUAUAUAAUUGCCCUGUCGAAUGAGUGAAGCUAAUCCAAAUUCUGAAAAUUUUUCACACCAAUAAAAUAAAAUGCCCUUGCAAACUCAAAGUCAACCCAGUUAUAUACUUUACACAAUGAACUGCUUUUCGAAGGUCCUUGUGCUAGCAGCCAUUCUUUUCCUAAGCAUCGGAUCUGGCUGGUCUCAGGCGCCCUUUAGGAAGUGCGGCAAUGGCAUCGGCUAUUGUACAUCAGUUCGCACCCGAUGCAGGGCCAUAGCACCGCCCACUGAAUGCGGCCCAAAGGAAAAGUGCUGCAAGAGGUAGUUAAAGAACCUAUUUCAAAGUGAGCUGAGUUUUAGUGAAAUAUAAAGCACAAACUUUCUCAUUUGAAACCUCUUCUUGGGUAUUACUUAUUCCUGAACAGGAUAUUUUGAAUUAGUAUUGUCAAUUGGAAACCCAAAUAUUUAAUGGUAUUUAGUCAGGCUUCCCAUCUUAGCAAUUACAGUUUCUCAAGGUAAAUUCCGCUUUUAGUAAGCAGUGCUCUCAGAAUCUUCUAUUAAAUAAAAUGUGGUUGCUGAAUGUGGACUCUA
Drosophila sechellia is the source of this 1257-nucleotide messenger RNA. RefSeq lists its product as uncharacterized. The coding region runs from base 758 to 991 and encodes 77 amino acids. The transcript is spliced from 2 exons. NCBI's taxonomy places the organism in Eukaryota, Metazoa, Arthropoda, Insecta, Diptera, Drosophilidae. The record is from RefSeq and is a predicted model, not a curated record.